This is a messenger RNA of Cydia strobilella, 5726 nucleotides long. RefSeq names its product zinc finger protein 836-like. Gene Ontology annotation, cellular component: nucleus. The coding region runs from base 240 to 1490 and encodes 416 amino acids. The record is from RefSeq and is a predicted model, not a curated record. Gene Ontology annotation, biological process: regulation of transcription by RNA polymerase II. The transcript has 5 exons. Gene Ontology annotation, molecular function: zinc ion binding; DNA-binding transcription factor activity, RNA polymerase II-specific. Lineage: Eukaryota; Metazoa; Arthropoda; Insecta; Lepidoptera; Tortricidae.
UUUGGAAUUUGGAAUAUGAAGUAAUUAUCCGUCAACAAUCGACUGACUAUCUAUCAACUUGACUGAAUAAGCAAAUUCAAUUGCUCUAUCGAAAAGCUGCGUUAAAAUAGGGACACACGCUCACGCUUUAAGAAUUAACACGUAGUGUCAAUCAGACAGCAACCAUAAAGCGGAAAUAAUGAAAUUAAUGAAGAACAAACAAAUUCAGAGUUGAGUCAAAUUGAAUUCCAUACUUUAACAUGGAGAAUCUCUGCCGUGUUUGUUUAAAAGAAGGAGCCAAUAUAUCAAUAUUUGAGAGCAAAGAUGAAAACAGUGUAUAUACUAAACUCUCUUUAUGUGUUAGGGAAAAGGCGAAGGACCUUGAAGGAUAUCCUCGCAAUAUAUGCAUAGUAUGUUACAGCACCUUGGAGUCUGUAUGCGCUUUCAUCAAAAAAUAUAAGGAGUCACACAAGGUUCUAGAAAGUGGGCUAAUCCCAAUAAAACAUGAGCCCUGCGAGGACAACAAUACCUAUGAUGACAUUAACAAUGACCAAUCAGAUAUUGAAAUAGAAGUAUGUGCACUUAAAACGGAACCCCAAGAUACUACUGAUGUUUUAGGGGAACCUCUGAAGUUGAAAAUUGACAAGUUAAAACAUUUAUCCAUUAAGAGAGUUAUAAAGAAAGAAGAAGAUUCUAUUCCAGAAAAUGAGUGUGUGGAUCUUACAGAAGAGCCUGUGACAAAAAAGAAGACUAAAAGCACCAAAACAGAAACAAGACUAUCAUUGAAAGAAUACAAGCAAAUGACGUUGAAACAGAGAAAAUUAAAGCUAAUGAAAAGACAGAAAGAGAUUGAAGAAAGGAGAAAAAAUAGAAGUAAACAAAUUGAUAAAGAUUCAGAUCCUGCGAAGACUGACGAACCAAAACCACCCAAACUGUGUGAUAUUUGUGGUGACACAUUUCCAACAUCAGACAAACUAUCAUAUCACAAACAGAAAAAACAUGUAGACGUACCUGUUCAAUGUCCAACUUGUAACCGCACAUGUGUAAGCACAUAUUACCUUAACAGGCAUAUUAAGAGAAAGCAUACUGAGAAGAAGGACUUUUUCUGUCAAAUCUGUGGUACAGGAUUUGCUUUUAAAGGGGAGCUGACAAGUCACUAUAAAUCUGUGCAUGUGAAGAAGACGGGACCACCAAGGACUUGGGCAUGCAAGCAUUGUGGGAAGACCUACAAGUGUCCGAAGUCGGUGCUAGUGCAUGAGAGAUCAGUACAUACAGGCGAGCGUCCAGCAGUCUGCGACAUCUGCAACACCAGUUUCACCCACCACGACUACCUAAAAGAACACAUGCGUUUACAUACAGGAGAGACCCCAUUCAAGUGUCCCAUAUGCGGCCGCGGCUACGCGCAGCGCUGUAAUAUGAAGAGCCAUCUCCGCAUUCAUAAGGUGUCGGAGUUGAACCCUGAGGAGCUUAGCAAGCUUAGACCUAACUAUAUAAGGAGGUUGAAGGUAUGAUAAUUUGUAGGUAAUAGAAAGGGGGGCAUUCCAGAAAAGUGUCGGGUACGUGAAGCUAUUUUUUAACACUUCUGAUGAAACUAAAAAGCCAAUAUAUUUGCAUGAUAAUAUUUGGCAACUUAGGUUUAAAUUCAACGCUAAGUAUAUAAUGCAGUAUUCACGCUGACUGAAUAGUAGGUAUUCAGUCAGCGCCCGGCGCAAUCUGAUUUAUCUUCAUACAUACCAAAGAGAAUACAUAGAAGAAAGGGUUAUUGUCAUAGUAAAUUUUGUAGUCACAGUACUUAAAUUUACUGCCAUCCAUCAAAAAAUUUAUAUAUCUUUCACUGAUAUGUGUUAAAAAUGAUAAUACAGAUUUCUGCGGGAUAUUGAUGAUAAUAUAACUGCCAUACUCGUCACGAUCUCGACAAAGUAGACCUUUUCUGGAAUGCCUCAAAGGUUCAAAGUUGGUUACCUAUAUGCAUGGUUUUUACACUUUCGAUUUUGUACCUUGUCAUAAAAAUCAUGAAAUCUAAAUUGCAAGACUUUAAAUAUCAACUUUGUUCUAUUAGUGUCAAGGUUGAAAAUCAAAUGUCAGUCACAAACAAGAUAUACCCGUAAAUUAGUCGUCAUUAUCAGGUUUCUAGGUAGAAACACAUAUUACUAUCAGCAGGACUAUCAGGUCCCCAUUUAAAGAAGGGCAUAUAACCUGAAAUUGCUUUGACUUUUUCUAACAAAUAUGGUUAUAUUUAGAGCUGUAUAAAAUGCGAACCAAAAUUCAAAAUUAUGUUUGCCGAAUUUGGAAGCCUUACACUAUUCUCGUUGGGGAAUCCAUCACUAGUUACUCAUACCUACUCGUUUAUUUUAUGAAAAAAGUUUUCUCGCGAAAGUGGUCUAACGUGCAACUUUUGUGCAUUUGUCGUGUAAACAAAAAAGAAAAACACCAACUUGCUCCCUCCUCAAUAGCUGGGGAGGCGGCGAUGCUAAAUUUAUAGUUACUAGAUAACUCUAGCGUCGUAGAUACCUAUUGGAAUCGAAAGAUUAGAUGACAGGGAGAAAAAAAGGGUAUAUAAUAUUUGUCUACAGAUUUUUAAAGAUGUAAAAAAAACACCAUGUGACUCGAGCGCGUCAGAUAUUGGUAGUGUCAGUCGCGCAACCGCAACAUGUCUCUGAUAACAAGGGUAUGUUAAUCUGCCGGUUUACAUGGCCAGAGUGGUUUACAGAAGGGUAGAACAUUUGGAAAAAAAUAAUUUACUCGAGCGCGUCAGACAUUUUAUCCCCUACAAAAGGGUAUAUUUCAAUAAUCUUGACGAUUUAAGCGAUCCUUAAGCAGAAUCACAAAGUUGCAAAAAAACCGCCAUCUUAAAAUACUCGAGCGUGUCAGAUCAUUAUACAGACAGGUUCAGAUUGAAGUCCCAGUAAUGUAAAACCUUAAUCUGACGAUAAUGUGGAGCACUAUCCUUAAUCUGACGAUUAAAAAAAAAGAUAUUUUUCAAGAUAAUUUUAAAAAUUCCUGUCGUAUAUAUAUUUUUUAUUUUUAAACUUUUUUGUGCCUAAAAAACUGCGUAGAAUGCCGCCACUAAGACCAAAAUCGACCAAUUGAUACCAGAUAUCACAGUUUGAAGUACUUCAAAUUUAGCAUCUUGGGCUGUUAUUAACAAUUGUAUAAUUAUUUCUUUAAAGCGUAUAAUUAAAAUAAUGGCAACGGAAGGCUAUAUUGAGAAAAAAAAUAUUGCAUCAACUAAAACUAUAAAUAAAAAUAAAAAUAUAAGUCAACCUUUAAAUGCAUGAUGGUUUUUUUUUUUGCCCGAAAUUAAUAUGUGUCACGUAAUUGAUAACUGAUUCUGGAAAAAAUAAUAAAUAUAGUUGGUCAAGCAAAUCUUGUCAGUAAAUAAGAACAAAAUAAACUAUACUCAUCCUUUUCUUUUGGGUGCUAGUACUAGUGUAAGACAAAGAUAGUAUGAUUCUCUCUGUCUAUGUUUGAAAUGAGACAGUCCUUUGACAAACUAUAGAAUUAAAACAUCGAUUGUCACAGCUAAAGAAAAAGAGCUGGACGCACUAAACUUCAUAAACAAUUUUUGAGACUCCGGCUUGCGCAAAUCGGCAGUUUUUUUUUAUUUCGUUAUUCUUGCAUUAUUCCCUUCAAAAUAAAAUAAAAAUCGAACGCGCUCGAGUAAGUCAAGGUCGCGAUUUUUUUUGCAACGUGACCCUGCCUCUCGCCUACGGAUAGCUAAAAUCGUCAGUCAGUAAUUAAUCCACCAUAUCUUAAUCUGACGCGCUCGAGUAUUUCAAGGUGGCGAAUUUUUUUUUACUAUUCUGACGGGCUGUCCUGGACUCCCGGCUCGGUUUCAAGGACACAUACUUGGUGGAGGUACUCAACAGGUUGCACGGUAUACCAAAGCAGCAGCACGCAGUUGCAGGGUGCACGGUGAAUCUUAAUCUGACGCGCUCGAGUGACAUCAAAAAUCCCCUCUUGGGCUCCCCAACCACAACCUGUUCGCAAGUAAGUUUUGUAACAGCUAAAAAUAUAAUAAUAUCUAAAACAUGGAUCUUUUAAUAGAUUUAGAUUGUAUUGUUAAGUAUUUGUAUUGUACUAUUGUGUUGUUAGGUUCUAUCUUUUAGUUUAGUACAUAGGUCUUUUUACUACUGAUGUGCCGACGAAAAAUUUCAACAUGGAAAAUUUUCGGAAACUUAAUGUUUUUAUAUGAGGAAAUUUUCCAUUUCUAAAACGAAACUUUCCUUCGUUACCUGUGAAUAUUUCCGAGAACUUUCCAACUUUUUUGUAACCCUUCCGCAACUUGCACAUCUGUAUUAAUUUUUACCAAAAAAAUAAAGUGUUUGAGGUAGAGGUAAAAUUUGAUAUAUCCAAUCAAACGGAUUCGUAUAAUGUUAUGUUCGUCUUUUAAAUAUUUAUCUGAAUAUUACAGGGUACAUCUGUUUAAUAGAAGAUGAGAUGUUAGGAGCCGUUGUAGCGAAAGGCAAUUACCGCAAAAUCGAAAUUUCAAGUACCUAAUAGGUACUACCUAUGCUCUUUUUUUUAGCUAUUUAACAAGAGUAAAGCACAAUUUCACACAGUAUAAAUGAUUGUGAUUUGAUAAAUCCACGACAAAAAAAAAGCAUUUACAGUACAUAUGGUAGUACUUUCUCGCACUAGUGCGUCAAAUAGCACUUUUGGUGCAUAUGUCGAAAGUUUAAAGGUAUGUACUGUAAAACGUUGUACGAUACACAUGCGAAUAGGUAAUUCGCAACUCGUGUCGAUUUAAAACACUCCCUGCGGUCGUGUUUUAAUUUAUCGCCACUCGUUUCGAAUUUCCUCUUUUCCGCACUUGUAUCGUAAAUAACUAUUUUAACGUUUCAGUACCUGCCGAAAAUUGUCAAGUUUAAUAUUAUUUUUUUCUCGAAACCUAUAAAGUAUAAAGAAUUGGCAGGUUACUUUACUACCAGCGGAGCAAGCAUAAAGUGAUAGCAAGACUAAGUGAUUAGUUGUCUACAUCUUCUGAGUUCAUAAGUCGCUCUGUCACUUGUGCUGGCCCAAGUUUUCAGUCCACAAACAAGGCUCAGUUUUGAAAGUUGUUAUUAAUUAGGUAAUUAAUGUAUACAAAUUAAAAGAUAGAGAUGGGAUUGAUGAAACUUAUUAUUACUUUCUUAUAAAUAGGUAUGGAGACAGUUUUGUAAGAAAGUCAUUGUAAUAAAAUUAGCAAUGUGUUGAACGCUUCAGACACCUUAUUUAAUUCAGUCUUCCUAACAGACAUCCUAAGUAGGAUCCUAAAAAAAUUAUUCGUUUUAGUGCAGUCGGACUCUUACUAUACACAAUUACACCUUGGAGAUUUAGAAUUUUGAAUGAAGUAAAAUGUGUGAAGCGCUUUAUUUCUAUGGUGCACUUAUUUUAGUUCUUAUAAACCCCUUAAUUGGUCAAUUACUCUAAUGGCGGUAUUAAAAUUGGAUGCGGAUCAGCACGCCGCUCCAGUGUGCCAGACAUCGCUAUGUGCAUCGCGCUGUCUCGCUUACACACCAGAGCGGCGUACGGCCGUAAAAGCUAUUUUUCUAAUUUGUUAGUAAAAGGGAGUAGGAGGAAUUAUAAAAGCAAUAUUAAUAAGUUAAUACUUCAAAUGCACAAGAUUUGUCUAAAAAUAUCAAUUGUUAUUGUUUUUGGACAAUUAUGUUAAUUCUAUUAUAGUGUUUAAUAUAUGUGCAAUUCAUUGUGUUAAUAUUAAUUGUAUUAUGUUGUGAAUAAAAGAGGAUACACAUUUUUUUAAAUAA